This is a messenger RNA of Aphidius gifuensis, 5988 nucleotides long. It is a transcript of the gene su(sable), whose product is annotated as protein suppressor of sable-like. Gene Ontology annotation, biological process: negative regulation of DNA-templated transcription. Bases 1745 to 5752 code for a protein of 1335 amino acids. The transcript has 3 exons. The record is from RefSeq and is a predicted model, not a curated record. NCBI's taxonomy places the organism in Eukaryota, Metazoa, Arthropoda, Insecta, Hymenoptera, Braconidae. Gene Ontology annotation, molecular function: metal ion binding; RNA binding. Gene Ontology annotation, cellular component: nucleus.
UAAUGCUCACAAUAGUUCCAGAUGUGGCCAUGUUUAGUUAAUCUUUGAAGUUUCUCAUAAUUAUCGAUUUUAAUUAAAAAAAGAAAAUAAUCAAAUCCAACAAAAUAAACAACAAUAAUUUCUAUCAUUUAAAGAAAUUAAUUUCACAUUGAAAAAUUUUUUUACCAAACCGAUAUUAUUCAACGACCAAUAAUCUCGUUUUAAAAAAGACAAAAUAAUUUAUAAUUAUUAUUAAACGACUAAAUAAUAUUGUCGAAAAUAAUAAUAAUAUAACCGCCGAUCGCACUCUGCCCAAAAAAAAAAAAAAGAGCACGCUAAUAUUUUUCUGACAAAAAAUAUAAAAAAAUUUUUAUUGUUGGGUUUAAUUUGAAUAACAAGAUUAGUCAAAAGGUUAAUAAUAAAUUAUUUUUUUAAAAAUAAAUAAAAUGAAAAAACUUGAAGAUAAAAUCAUCGGUAACGCGUUUGGUUAGAAAAAAAAAAAAAAUUUAAUAUAAAAAAACGAGGUCAAUAGUGACAUUAGACUAUUCAUCUCGUUCGCGUCCAUUUUUUAUUUUUCAUUUUCAAUUUUCUUAGCAUUCAAAAUGGAGAAAUUUAUAACUUGAUACAUUAUUUAUCUUAAAAAAAACAAUUGUUAUCAUCCCUUGGGUCAUCGGAGUUGUGAACUACACAAAAUAAUAAGUAUAAAAAAAAAGAAAAAAAUAUAUUUAAAAACGAAAAAUAAAUUGGCUAAUUUAAUUUUGUUAAAUAUAUUCAAGAUUAGUUUGAGGCAUUUUUUUUUUGCGUUGCAAAUUAUAUUUAUUAUCAAUAGAAUCACGUGAUGCAAAAUCAUUUUUUUGUUUGACAAAAAAAAAAAAAAUUAUCUGCGCAAGGGAAAAUAACGUCCCCACUACGUAAAUCAAAAAAAAAAAAAAAAAGAAGCAUUUUAAUGUCCAUCGACACAUCGGUGUGUUUAAAAAAAUUAAAAUCAAUGCCACGUCAACUAGAAUGACGUUGUUUGUCGUCGUCAUCAUCAAGAAUAAUUGAAAUAAUUAUUAAAAUUAAAAAAAAAUCCUUUCUAAAGAUUUAAUAUAAAAAUACGCCUAACCUAAAAAAUACCCAGGCUUAUUUUUCUGAAUAUCAAGAUAAUUAUUUGAGUGAGAAAAUAUCUAUUUAAAAAAAAAACUAGUGAUAUUUAUAAAAAUAAUUAAUAAAUAAUAACAAAGAAAGAGAGUUGGUGGGGAAAAAAAUACGAACAAAUUUCAAGAAGGGGAACUAUUAUCAAGUUUUUUUUUUUUUUUUUUUUUUUUGGGGAAUGAUAAUAAUACCACACAUACACACACACAUAUACACAUAAAUAUUUUUAAUAAAUAGCCAUAUUUAUUAUUAAUAAUCCAAGGACAAAAUUUAUUAUUAUCCAUUUGAUGAAAUUAUUAUUUUGAUAAAAGUCUUGUUAAUUUGUUUGUGUUUGUUAAUAAUAUCAAACAAUUAAAAUAACCCGACAAAUUAAUUAUAAACAACAAGAGUUUGCUCAUAUUAUUAUUAUAAAAUUAUAAAUAAAAAGGGCGAUAGAGUGUUGGGUCAAUUUAUUAUUAACAAGUGUUUUAAAAACAAUAAAAAAAAAACACAAAUAAAUAUUGAUAAUUUAGACCCGUUUAAAGUAUCGGCGGUAAUUAUAAAUAAAAGUUUUAAAAUAAAUAAAAAAAUUAAUUUAUUAAUUAAUUUUAUUUAUUAAAAAUAUUAUAAUUAAUAAUAAAAGGUCGUUAUAAUGGCACUUGAAAGUGUCCCCGCGGCCGAGAGUCUGAUACCAAGCAAUGAGGAUGACAAUGAUGAUCUUGAAGAUGGUGAAAUACAAUCAGAUGAAGAUGAUACACCAACUGCACCAGUACCAGUACCAAAACAAAAAUCUCCAUCACCAAAAUUAUCAUCUUCAUCAUCAAAAUCAACAUCAUCAAAAAGUAAAAAUAAAACAUCAUCAUCAUCAACAACAACAACAAGUAGUAAUAAUGUAAAUAAAACAAGUAAAUAUGGUAAAAAUCCAUCAGAAGAUUGGGCACGUGAUGUUGAAAAAGCUCUAAAAGCAGCACUUGAAGAUGACAGACCUAAAAAUUCAGAUAGUAAAUCAUCAAGAAGUAGUAAAAGUAGCAGUAGUCAUAGUAGAAGUAAAAGUAGAAAAAGAACAAGAGAAGAACGUGAUGAAGAAAGAUCAAAAGAACGAAAGAAACGUCGUGUAAGUGAUGAAGAAAAUGGUAAUGUUGAUGAUGACGAUGAAAUGUUAUUUGUACGUGGUGCAUCACCAAGUAAAAAAGACAUAUCAAAUUCACCAUUAUCAAGACGUUCACCACGAAGAUCACCAUCAAGACGUUCACAUGAACGUGAUAAUUAUUAUGAUUCUGAUAAUGCAUCUGAUGAUAGAAAUGAACGACGUCAUCGUGAACGUAAUCGUCGUAGUUUAACACCACCAACACAAAAACGAACACAAAGUUCUAAAAAUGAUCAUAAUAAUGAUAGUAAUAAUAGUAGAAAUAAUAAUAGUAGUAGUAGUAAUCGUGGACAUGAAAGAAAUGAUAAUAGAAACGAUAAUAGAAAUGAUAAUAGAAAUGAUGGUAGGAAUGAUAAUAGAAAUGAUAAUAGAAGUGACAAUAGAAAUGAUAGAAAUAAUUCAAAUAGACGUAAUCAAAUUGAUUUAUUACAAGAUCCAGAAUCAAUAUGUGUUUAUUUUAUGCAAGGUAAAUGUCAACGUGGUGAUGAUUGUCCAUUUUCACAUAAUGCAUUACCACCACAUAAAAUGGAAUUAUGUAAAUUUUAUUUAAUGGAUUGUUGUGCUAAAAGAGAUAAAUGUUUAUAUAUGCAUCAUGAUUUUCCAUGUAAAUUUUUUCAUACUGGUCUUGAUUGUGUUGCUGGUAAAAAUUGUAAAUUUUCACAUGAACCACUUGAUGAACAAUUAAAAAAAAUAUUAUUAAAACAUCUUGAAACAGCACCAAAAGAAAUACUUGGUGAUUUUCCACGUUUAAGUCGUGAAGGUGCAUUAUUAAUGAUAAAUAAUGCAUCAAGAUAUACAUCAGGACAAGGACAAGAUAUUAAUACAUUAAAAAUACCAAGUUUAUUUGAUUUAGCAUUACCAACACCAGCUGGUAUUGAAUUAAAUAAUGACAAAGAUGAUAAUAAUGAUAAUAAUGAACAUUUAAAAUCACCAAAAUCAUCAUCAACAACAAUUAAUAAUAAUAAUAGUAAUAAUAAUAAUAAUAAUAAUAAUAAUAAUAAUAAUGGCAGCAGCAAUAAUCAUAGCAAUAGUAAUAAUAAUAUAAAUAAUAUGAACAAUAUUAAUAAUAUUAAUAAUAUGAAUAAUAUGAAUAAUAUGAAUAAUAUUAAUAAUAAUAAAAGAACAAGAUGGGGAUCUGAUAAAGAUCGUGUACCACUUGAACAAAUAAUGUUACUACAAUCAGUAACACAAUUAGGUAUGGCAUUUCCAAAUGUUGUUACAAUGGCAGUACAACAACAAAUGCGUCAACGUUUAUUACUACAACAAUGUCUUAAAAAUAUGGAACUAUCUGGUAUUGAUUUUACAGCUGAUAAUAAUAUACAUCCAUCUGUUGUUAAUCCUAAUGAACAACAAUUAUCAAUAAUGCAAGGUAAUAAUUAUAAUGAUGAUGGUAAUAUAAAUUAUCAUGGGCUAAAUGAUGUAUCAAAUUUAGCUGGUGAAGCUGCUAAAUGGAAUAGAGCUGAAUUUGAUGAACUUAGUGAUAAAGAAGAAGAAGAAGGAACAAAACUUGUCAUUGAAGUACCAAAUGAUGAUGAAAAAUUAAAACUUAAUGAUGAUAAUGAUAAAAAAAUAAUAAAUAAUGAUGAUAUAUUAUCAAAAUUACCAGUUAAAGCACAAGAAUUAUUUAAAAGAAUUCAACAACAACAAAAAAAACUUGAACCAGAUGUUAAUUUAACAAAUGCAUCAAUUGCAGUUGAAAAUGCAAUGAAAGAACAAGAAGAAUGGUAUUCAGAUGAUAGUGAUACUAAUGCUAAUGAUAAUGAAGAUGACGAUGAUGAUGAUGAUGAUGAUGAAGAUGGUAAUUUACAAAUUGUUAUAAAAGAUCAAGAAAGUCCACAAAAAGAAGCACAAAAUAGUAUACCACAACCAGCAGUUAUUAGUGAUACAGUUGGUCAUUUAAGUAAAAUUGAUAUUAGUGCUGAGGUUACAAAAAUAUUAUCAUCAAUAAAACCACAAGUAUCAUCAAGUAAAAAAAAUUUAAGUCAUGAAUUAACAACAGCAACAACAAUAAAAGAUGAUAAUGAUAAUGCAAAUAAACAAUCAUCAAUUAUUGAUAAUAAUACAUCAAGUCCAAUUAAUUCACCAUCAACAAGUACAAUACCAGUAUCAAGAGAUCCAAGAAGAUCAAGAGAUCCACGUCAACGUAGACUUGAUGAAUCAUUUGCAACAACAAAACCAACUAGUCCAUCAAGAAAUGAUGUACAAAAAAAAGAAGCAAAAUCAUCAUAUAGUCUUGAAACAAGUAUAUAUUCAUCUGGUAUUACAGAUAGUAAUAUGGAUAUUGAUUUUCGUGGUGGUAGAAUGGAUCAAGAUUUACGUAGACAAGACAUGGAUUUACGUCAACAUUAUCAAAAUUUUGGUGAUACAGAUUUACGUAAUAAUGAUGUUGAUCUUAGACAAAUAUUAUCAUUACCAUAUAAAUCAGUAACAUCACAUUUACCAGGUCCUGAAAUUGAUGGUAGUAUUGGUUCACAUCCACCAGUAACAUAUAAAGUAUAUGUUGUUGAUAUACCACGUCCAAAUUAUACUGGUUUAAAAAUAUCUAAAAAUGAUCCAGCUGUUAAAUAUGAUCCACGUUUACGUAAAAUAUUUCGUUUAACUAAAAAUGAUAUUGCUGAUUCACCAAUGUCACCACCACCAGUUAAAAUGGAUACACCAAAAUCACCACCACCACUACCACAUUUACCAAUGACAAUACCACCACCAUCAUUAUCAACAGCAGCAACAACAUCAACAACAGUACAGCCAGUAAUACGUUCUGAUCCACGUAUUAAAACACUUGAACUUGCUAAUCAAUUAACAUCAUCAACAUCAGGCAAUAAUAGUAUGAUGGCUGGUUCACUUAUUCCUGGACAAAAACAAAAUGAAAUGCAAAUGAGAAUUGGUGGUCCAGGUAUGCAAGUACCUGGUAAUAUUAAUAUUCAAGGAUUAGGACAAAAUUCAAUGAUGGCAGGUAUGGCACAAAAUCCAAUGAUGGCUGGUAUGUUAAAUCAAUCUGGUAAUAUACCAGGUGGUGGAGUUGGAGCUGGAGGUCCAUUAGCAUUAGGUCAAAAUAAUCAAAUGAUAAAUCCAAAUCAAAUAAAUCCAUUUGAUCCAUUAUUUAAUAAUGGUGGUCCUGGUAUUCUUGGUCCUGGACCACCAGUUAUUGGCAUUGGUUAUUCAGAUGUUGGACAAAAUUAUGACGGGCCAAAUUAUCCACCUAAUAAUUAUAAUAAUUUUGGACCACAUCAGAGUGAUGGUAUAUGGGAAAUUGGACAAGCACCAAUGAAUUUUGGUGGUGAUUGGAUGAAUAAUAAUAAAAAAAAUAAUAAUGGUGCUUCUAAGAGAAGAUGUCGAUCAAGAAACAGAAAUCGUAAUAGAAAUCAACAACAUCAACAGCAACAACAACAGCAACAACAACAAAAACAGCCACAACAAAAUCAACAACAGCAACAACAAAAACAGCCACAACAAAAUCAACAACAACAACAAAAUUUGGGACCUGUUAAUCGUGAUAAUAAAUCACCAGUUUAAUUAUCAUUUAAUUAAUAAAUAAUUAAUAUUAAUUAGUAUUUAAUAUUUAAAAAAAUUAAAAAAGAAAAUUUUCUUUUUUUUUAUUUCAUUUUUUUAUUAAGGCGCUUCUUCUUUCUUUUUUUUUUUUUUCAUUAUUUAAUAGUGAAGAGAAAUAAAACUAACUAACUAUUGUAUUAUUAUUAUUAAUAUUUGCAAAAAAAAAAAAAAUUUUUAUAUGAAAAAAAAAAAAUAAAAGG